Messenger RNA from Astyanax mexicanus (Mexican tetra), 935 nucleotides. RefSeq names its product protein arginine N-methyltransferase 3. The transcript is spliced from 7 exons. Bases 52 to 810 code for a protein of 252 amino acids. NCBI's taxonomy places the organism in Eukaryota, Metazoa, Chordata, Actinopteri, Characiformes, Acestrorhamphidae. The record is from RefSeq and is a predicted model, not a curated record.
CACCGCGGAGCUGCAGCUCGUGUGUUACCCGGAUGUUUCGAAGCGGUCAGCAUGGCGGAGCCCACAGACACGUACAGUACAGCUGCAGAUGAUGAGGUGCCUGAUCUGCUGCACAGUGAGGAAGAGGAAGAUGAUGAUGAACAGUGGCAUUGUAUGGAGGAAGAUGCUGAUGGUGUGUCUGUGUCUUGCCUUUUUUGCCAAAGAUCCUUCAGUUCUGUUCCUGAAACUUUCCAACACUGCCAGUCAGAACAUGGUGUGGACCUCCUGCAGCUGGUGACAACACACAGACUUGAUGAGUACGGAUACAUAAAGAUGAUAAACUACAUUAGAACAGCGAAGUGCAGUGGGGACAGUUUGGCUGGUCUGGGUGGCGCUCUGCCGUGGGACGGGGAUGAGUACAUGAAGCCGGCUCUGCCUGAUGAUCCUCUGCUGCUGAUUGAUUUGGAAGAUCUGAUUGGGGGUGAGAUGAAGCUGGAUGCUGCACCAGGAGGUCAGGUUGAGGGGAAGGAUCAGACUACAGCUUUACUCCGAAAGGCCCAGCAGGCAGAAGAGAGAGCUGAGCGCUCGGAGGAGGCUUUGGCUCGAGCUAUGGAGGAUCUGCAUAAACUCAAGGUUCUAGCCCAGGGCCUGGUGCUGAGUGCAGGUAGAGCGGGCCCCUCGUGUUCAGGGGCCGUUGCGGAGCUUCAGGAAGACGAGGAUGAGGCGUAUUUCAGCUCAUAUGGCCAUUACAGCAUUCACGAGGAAAUGCUGAAGGUGGGUCAACAGAACCAGAACGAAAACAGUUACAAUACACACUUUGCAUAUAUCUAAUAUAUAUUCAGAUAAAAAAAAACUUUGAAUUCUGAGAAAUUCUGAAGAGUACAUUUGCCAGUUGAUGUAAUGAGUCCUGUAAUUAAUGUCAGUCUUGGUGAGAUGCUGUAAAUAUUGUUUGUGGA